AAAACAAGUUUAAAGUAAACAAGUUUGAUUUGACGUUUCACGUUUAUUGUCACCAACAAAAUAAACUUUCUUUUUCCAAUUUCAACUUUCUGUACUUGUGACUCGAGAUACUUUGUGUUCAGUUGUAAAUUGUUAUUUAUUUUCUAACAUGUCUCCUGUGAAGUUAUAUCAUUUUCCAUUAAGUGCUCCUUCGCGCGGUGCUUGUUUAGCGGCCAAAGUAAUUGGAGCUCCGAUAGAAAUUGAAAUUAUUGAUUUAUUCAAGAAGGAACAGUUCAAAGAAAGUUUUCUGAAAAUAAAUCCUCAACAUUGCGUUCCUACCCUGGACGACGAAGGUUUUAUUCUCUGGGAGAGUCGGGCUAUUGCAUGUUAUUUGGCGGACAAAUAUGGGAAAGACGACUCACUAUACCCAAAAGAUCUUAAACGACGAGCCUUAGUUAACCAAAGAUUAUAUUUUGAUAGUUCAUUUCUUUACGUGAAGAUAAGAGCGAUAUGCUACCCAAUUCUGUACCAAGGUGUAAAAGAAAUAUCAAAAGCAUUAAAAGAUGACUUGAAUGGUACACUGGGUUUCCUUGAUAAGUUUCUAGAGGGCUCUAAGUGGGUUGCAGGUGAAAAUUGUACAAUUGCAGACACUUCUAUUUAUGCAUCUGUGUCAGCUAUAUUGGCUGUAGGUUGGGACAUUACACAAUUUCCAAACAUUCAGAGAUGGUUAAAACAGUGUGCAGAUUUACCUGGUUAUACAGAAAGUGAAGAAGGUGCUAAAUUGUUUGGAGAAGCUGUUAGAAAGAAUCUUAAUUAAUAAAAAUCUUGAAUCACGUAUUUAAAAAAUAUAUAUA
Messenger RNA from Papilio machaon (common yellow swallowtail), 833 nucleotides. Its product is annotated as glutathione S-transferase 1. Gene Ontology annotation, molecular function: glutathione transferase activity. Gene Ontology annotation, biological process: glutathione metabolic process. Bases 149 to 796 code for a protein of 215 amino acids. The record is from RefSeq and is a predicted model, not a curated record. NCBI's taxonomy places the organism in Eukaryota, Metazoa, Arthropoda, Insecta, Lepidoptera, Papilionidae. The transcript has 3 exons.